CCCCACACACUGUUAACCUCGGUAGCAGAGGCAUCACUCCACAGCUUGCCUGCAAGCCAUCUUCUCCACGAUUCCGCUCACGGUUCAUCGGUUGCCACCCGAUUCUGGUGCGCCGUCGCAGGGCGGCGAAGAUGGCCACCAAGGGGCGCAAGGUCGUCGAGGUCCGUGACGCGAGCAGGACGGACGGGAAGGGCGACGCCGCGGACGUCCACGUCGUCCGCGAGGGGAAGAGCGACCACGACACCGCCGGCGGCGUCGGCCACCGCGGCGCGAGCAGGACGGACGGGCAUGGCGACGCGGGCGGCAAGGUCGGGGACUUCCGCGGCAUCGACGGGAAGGACUCCCUGAAGAUCGUCGCGAUGCAGGCGCCGGUCACCGUGGAGCGCCCCGUCCGCGGCGACCUCGAGGAGCACGUCCCCAAGCCCUAUUUGGCGAGGGCUUUGGCGGCUCCGGACAUGUACCACCCGGAGGGGACGACGGAUGAUCACCAGCACCACAACAUGAGCGUGCUGCAGCAGCACGUCGCCUUCUUCGACCGCGACAACAACGGCAUCAUCUAUCCCUGGGAGACUUACGAUGGAUGCCGUGCGGUUGGGUUCAACGUGUUCAUGUCCGCCUUCAUCGCGUUUCUGGUGAACCUGGUCAUGAGCUAUCCCACCCUGCCCGGUUGGCUGCCGAACCCUCUCUUCCCGAUCUACGUGCACAACAUCCACAAGAGCAAGCACGGGAGUGAUUCGGGGACCUAUGACAAAGAGGGCCGGUUCAUGCCGGUGAAUUUCGAGAACAUCUUCAGCAAGUACGCCCGCACGUACCCGGACAGGCUCAGCUACAGGGAGCUGUGGCGGAUGACCGAGGGGUGCCGGGAGGUGUUCGAUUUCUUCGGCUGGGUGGCGAUGAAGCUGGAGUGGUCGUUCCUGUACGUGCUGGCUCGGGACGACGAAGGGUACCUGUCGAGGGAGGCCAUCCGGCGCAUGUACGACGGCAGCCUCUUCGAGUACAUGGAGAGGCAGCGCAUGGAGCACGUCAAGAUGUCCUAGAUCACAGUCGACGGUGAAACUCGCAUGGUCGGAGCUGCACCCACCUGUGAUGCUUUCCGUGUCCGUGUGUGUGAUGUACAGCAGGCCACAGAUCCAUGCGGUGUGCCGCUGGUGUGGCGAAAUGAAAACAUAAAUAACGUGAUAUAUGCCAUGGUUUGUAUGUUUAGCCC
Aegilops tauschii subsp. strangulata is the source of this 1207-nucleotide messenger RNA. Its product is annotated as peroxygenase. NCBI's taxonomy places the organism in Eukaryota, Viridiplantae, Streptophyta, Magnoliopsida, Poales, Poaceae. Gene Ontology annotation, molecular function: calcium ion binding; monooxygenase activity. The record is from RefSeq and is a predicted model, not a curated record.